Messenger RNA from Nerophis ophidion (straightnose pipefish), 995 nucleotides. RefSeq lists its product as uncharacterized. The record is from RefSeq and is a predicted model, not a curated record. NCBI's taxonomy places the organism in Eukaryota, Metazoa, Chordata, Actinopteri, Syngnathiformes, Syngnathidae. The transcript is spliced from 3 exons. The coding region runs from base 1 to 642 and encodes 213 amino acids.
AUGCGCUCCUGCGGCGCUGCUGCUGCUGCUGUCCAUCAAACCAGAAGGGGCGUGUUUGAGAGCGGGGGCGUGUCUGAGAGCGAGGACGCGGUCUCUGAAAGCGGAGAUCCCCGCGUCCUCGCGCCACCUCAGCAUAUGAUCUCUGUGGUCUUUGUCGCUGGUAAUCCUCAGGGUAAUCUUGGCGGUCAAAAGAGCGGUAAUCCGGUCUUCUGCGUCGUUCGGCGGACACAUUUUGCCGGUGUUGACGGCGCUGCUUCCGGGAUCUCACCGGGACCCACCCCUCGUCGUAGUACUCCGCCAUUUCCGAGCGAAAGAUGGAUUUUUACCGCUGGAAAGUACCACGGUAGCACAAGUCGGCAAAAAAGAGUGGAAGGUGAUGGAGGUCUCGGGAGGCAGAGCGAGAGCCGGUCCUAUGGCUCCCCCUCAUACCUCGUUGAGGCCUACUGGAUACCUGGUGCCCAAGUUCGCGAUCCAGAUGUGCUCCGCCCUCCGACGUUGGGCGAGGCUCCAUCUGGGGUUCGCUUCGACGACAGUAGCCCGGACGGCAGACCACCCGUGUCGGACAAAAUGCCGGACCAGGUGAGUAUUGGUGUUUUUGCGUCUAACGAUGUUGUACUUAUGUUGGGCGAAUCUCCUAGCUAAGGUAUUGCCCGUCUCGCCCACGUACAUAUUGCCACAUCGUUGACAGCGAAUGACAUAAACACAGUUUUGUGUAUGUAGUCCGCCACGACACAGUGGUUGGAAAACCUUGCGGUUCUGGGGGUUCACAAACCACGGCGCGUGUCGGACAAGGGCGUCCCUCUGGGCGGAGGGUGGGUCUCCCAGUGGGCUGACCCUGGCCCUGACCAACAUAUCAUUCAAGUUGGGGUUCUUCCGGUAGGCCGGUACCACAUAGUGCCCCUGCAGCCUCCCGCUACUCUCCGAGAAUGUACGGAAAUGGGUUUUGACUUUUCUCACGACCCUGACGGCCGAAGGAGAGUAGGUGGUGAUAAGAG